Messenger RNA from Populus euphratica (Euphrates poplar), 825 nucleotides. RefSeq lists its product as uncharacterized. NCBI's taxonomy places the organism in Eukaryota, Viridiplantae, Streptophyta, Magnoliopsida, Malpighiales, Salicaceae. The coding region runs from base 197 to 583 and encodes 128 amino acids. The transcript is spliced from 4 exons. The record is from RefSeq and is a predicted model, not a curated record.
ACGCAUCGUGAGAGAAUCCGAAGCCGCCCAGCUGAAAAGUAAGUGAAGGAAGGCCACGUUGGCAAGGGAAGAAGGCAACGUUUGCGGUGUUUUGCAAUUGCCGUUGGUAACAGUGAGAGAAGCAAUUUCCAGAGAGAUGCAAAAAGAACCCCAUCCAUGCUCCUACUGUAAACUUUGUACUGAGUAGUGACAGAAAAUGGGAGGUGAAAGGAAGAAGAUACUGGUGGGUCUAAUGGUGGCAAUGAUUUUGGGAUUUGCAGUCUAUUUCAGGCUUUGGACAAUUGACUAUGCUAUCUCCUCUGAUGACACCGAAGUGAUAAGAAGACAGUUCGAUCUUGCCAACAGGGAAGCAUUGGAUGAAUCUGCUGAGUGGAGGAUGAAAUAUGAUGAGGAGGUAGAGAGAGCUGCAAAGUGUGAUAAGCAACUGGUAGAGAUAAGGCAGAAAGUGGAGGAUGCUGCCACCAUUAACCAGCAAUUGGUAAUGCUACAAAAGGAAAACAUGGCCCUGGUUGGAAGGAUGGAAGUCUUGAAAAACAAGCUGGAGGCUACCAAGUUAAAGUGUCGCAAAAAAAUAGAUCGGUGACUUGAACAGAAUUCUAACUUGCCCUUACGUGUAUCUAAGUGCCUAUAAUUUACUUGUUUACAGAAGAUCUCAAAUGCUGUGAGAUUGCAGUUUCUGAUGAGUCCAACAAAGGGAAAUGGUUUUUGAAUGCGAUUCAGUCUCUUACCCAUAGCUAUGUACAUAACAUACAAGGUAUCUGCUUUUAGUUAAGAGAAUUUUGAAUGAAUGAUAAUGCUGUUGUACCGGUCAUAAUAAAUUUCCUU